CUUUUCGAUUCGGUUAACGUGGGAAAGUUAUUUCUUAGAAAAAGAUAGUUCUUUCACGCCCAUUUUCUUCCAUUCAACAACUAAUCAGAAAAUUAAUUAAAAAACACAAAAAAUAAAAAAUUAUAGAUUUUGAGUAUCAGUAAAGUAGAAAAGUUGAAAGAAAGAGAGCGAGGGUUUAAUAUACAGGCCAAUAUAUUCUGACACAUAUAUAUAUAUAUAUAGAUAGAUAGUGAGAAUGAAUGAAGUUAAUGAAUGACUAGCUAAAAAAGAGAAAAAGUAAAAGAAAAAAAAAACGAAGAGUUUAGAGAGAGGAGAGAGGAGGAGGAUAAUAAGCUAUGGCUGCUGCUUUCGGCUAAGCUUCCUUAAACUGGCCUCGUCUAUGCCGUAUUGGGUAGUUAGGGUUUUGUUGUUUUGAGUACUCAACUUACAGUUCCAUUAAAUCAUUAUUUUAUUUUCCCAUAUCUAUAUAGGGAGAGAAAGUGGAGAGAGAGAGUCUAUGGCCAAAACCCCAAAAUUCUAGUUGUGAUCAUAAAUCUAAGCUCGACCCAAAAAUUAUAUUUCAUUUAUAUCUAUAUAUAUGAGUUUUGGAGAUCGCAAUAGUAGAGAAAUGUGGGAUCUAAACGGCUCGCCGGAAAAUAGAAACCAUGAUGAAUCAGAAGUGUGUUCUUCGCCGGUGGACGGCGAGGACGAGAAGGGUAAACGGGUCGGAUCUGCCUCGAAUUCGAGCUCGUCUGCGGUGGUAAUCGAGGAUGGUUCGGAGGAAGAAGGAGACCGGGUCCAAAGAAAACGGAGCAGCAAGAUAUUCGGGUUCUCCUUUAAUAACUGCUCGUCGGAGAGCGAUCCGCCGGUGACCCACCAGUUCUUUCCGGUGGACGAUCCAUCGGAGCCGGGUACAGCAGCAUCGGGCGGUAUCGGUGUCGGUGCAAGAGGAGCAGCAUGUUUUCCAAGAGCUCACUGGGUCGGAGUCAAAUUCUGCCAGUCGGAUCCUCGCAUCGGAGCUGCCGGAAAAUCCAUAGAGUUUUCGCAGCCUCUGAAGAAGAGCCGCCGUGGACCGAGGUCUCGAAGCUCACAAUACAGAGGUGUUACCUUUUACCGGAGAACCGGCCGGUGGGAGUCACAUAUAUGGGAUUGUGGAAAACAGGUUUAUUUGGGUGGAUUUGACACUGCACAAGCAGCUGCACGUGCAUAUGAUAGGGCAGCUAUCAAGUUUCGCGGAGUAGAGGCAGACAUAAAUUUUAGUCUUGAAGAUUAUGAGGAAGACUUGAAACAGAUGACUAACUUAACUAAAGAGGAAUUUGUGCAUGUACUGAGGAGACAAAGUACUGGUUUCCCAAGAGGAAGCUCCAAAUAUAGAGGUGUGACCUUGCACAAAUGUGGAAGAUGGGAGGCUAGAAUGGGCCAAUUCUUGGGCAAAAAGUAUGUGUAUUUAGGUCUCUUCGAUACUGAAAUUGAAGCUGCUAGGGCUUAUGACAAAGCUGCAAUAAAAUGUAAUGGCAAGGAUGCUGUCACCAAUUUUGAUCCCAGCAUUUACGAAAAUGAGCUCGAUUCUAAGGAAUGUGCUGAGAAUGGGAAUGGGAAUGAGGCAGGCCACAAUCUUGAUUUGAGCUUGGGCAGUUCAGCCUUGAAGCAAAAAAAUCACGGUUUUGGGAUUGACAUCCAAAAUGCAGCAAUGGAACAGCAUUCUUCAUCUAUGCCUUAUGAAUUUGAUUGGCGUAGCCGCGGAUUUAUGCCCAUGCAGCUUAAUAAGAGUGAUGUCCAAAGAAGAGAUGGAUACAAUGAGACUGAAACUUUGCACAUUCUUAGCCAAACACACCUUCACUCUCCAAGCUCAUUGAAGAGUACCCCUAAUGAAAUGCAAAGAUACGGGCAAUUUGCGAAAGCCAGUGAGCCCUAUAUGCUUCACAUGUAUCCACCUCAGUUCGGCUCAUCAAAUUAUCAGAUUCAAUUUCCAAGCAGCAGCAACGGAGGCCAAAUCAUCAAUGGAGGAGAGCUUUCUCUCUCUACAAGUAAUCAACAACCGCGUUCCAACCCGCCGCCCCAAUUGUUUGCAACUGCUGCAGCAUCAUCAGGAUUCUCACAGCAGAUAACUAGAAACCAAAACUGGCAACACAACAAUGGGUUCCAAUCUCUCAUGAGACCCUUAUAACCCUUUUUCAUUUUUGGCUCUACUUUGCCUAGCCUCCUCCCUCUUCUAAUAUAUGAAUAUAUAUAUAUAUAUAUAUCUCUCUCUCUCAAGGCUUUACAUGUUUGUGAGCAUGUAUAUUUCAAUGCUUUUCCUUUGAUCACUCCUUAAAUUCUAUCUAUCACAAACACUAGCCAUGUACAUAUAAACUAGAGUAAAUAGGAGGAAAGGAAAGGAAAGGUAAAAAAAUUUCAACUCUACAACUGAUCCAUAUUAUUUGGCUGUCAACUCUUAUUUACUACUGCACCCCAAUAUGUAUAACAAUAGUUAUUGUGGUUAUCUAGUGAAGUAGCGUGUUACAUUGUGACGUAAUGUGUUGCAUA
Cornus florida is the source of this 2505-nucleotide messenger RNA. RefSeq names its product floral homeotic protein APETALA 2-like. The record is from RefSeq and is a predicted model, not a curated record. Gene Ontology annotation, biological process: regulation of DNA-templated transcription. Gene Ontology annotation, molecular function: DNA-binding transcription factor activity; DNA binding. Bases 578 to 2146 code for a protein of 522 amino acids. The transcript has 10 exons. NCBI's taxonomy places the organism in Eukaryota, Viridiplantae, Streptophyta, Magnoliopsida, Cornales, Cornaceae.